AUGGUGCCAGCCAUAAACUACAGGAGGGGACCCAACCCCGGCCGCAGCCUCUCACAUGAUGGGAGUGUGACUGCAGCAGCCCUGAGAAGCAGCAUGAUGCUGGGCAGGGAGAAGCUGUUCCAGUUUUUCAGGCCCUAUGGGGAGGUAGGAAGCAGGGAGAGCAGCCGGCUGCUACCCCAGACGUCCCGGCUGGUGGAGCUGCCCCAAUUCUCCGAUGACGAUGAUGACAUCUUGCUGCUGGGGGAUGCAGAUGAUCCUGUGGCCAAGCACGACCCAGAGGAGUGGUGCCCCACCCUCUGCAAGCCAAGUGCCUUCAGCCACUGUGUGCGGCACUUAGCCUUCCUCUGGAACCUCCUCUUCCUCCUGCUGGGCCUGCUGACCCUGGCCAUAGGGAUCUGGGGGCUGCUGGCCAAGGGCUGGCUGCAGGGCGAGCGCUUGGCCCCACUGGGCUCUGACCCCAUGCUGCUCUUCGUGCUGGCGGGGCUGGGGGCCAGCACCGUGUCUCUGGCUGGUUGCCUGGGUGCCCUCCGCUCCAGCGCCUGCCUGCUGCGCUUCUUCGUGGGGGCCGUGUUGGCCUUUGUGGGGCUGGAGGCGCUGGGAGGACUGCUGCUGCUGGUGGCACGGCAGCGGCUGCGGGACGCACUGCAGGAUGCCCUGCUGCUCUGCCUGCUGCGCUACCAGGAGGAGCCCGACCUGCGCUUCCUGGUGGACGAGGUGCAGCGCAGCCUGCGGUGCUGCGGGCUCAGCUCCUACCGUGACUGGGAGAGCAACCCGUAUUUCAACUGCAGUGCACCCGGCGUGCAGGCGUGCAGCGUCCCGGCCUCUUGCUGCCUGGAUCCACGGCAGAACGGCUCCAUCACUAACGACCAAUGUGCCUUUGGGGUGCUGCAGCUGGGGGACAUGGCGGCUGCUGGCGUGGUGCACCUGGGGGGCUGUGUGGUUCAGCUGGGUGCCUGGCUGCGUGCGCAGGCUGGAGGCAUUGCCACCGGUGCGGCUGUGCUGGUGCUGCUGGAGGCCACCGGGCUGCUCCUGGCACUGAAAGUGCUGGCAGGCAUUGCGCCUGGUGGGGCACGGGGCUGA
Messenger RNA from Centrocercus urophasianus (Greater sage-grouse), 1080 nucleotides. RefSeq names its product tetraspanin 10 (gene TSPAN10). Gene Ontology annotation, cellular component: membrane. The record is from RefSeq and is a predicted model, not a curated record. Lineage: Eukaryota; Metazoa; Chordata; Aves; Galliformes; Phasianidae. Bases 1 to 1080 code for a protein of 359 amino acids. The transcript is spliced from 4 exons.